CAUACCCGAGUUUUUUCGCGGGGCUUUCUUUCAACUUCAGCUGCUUCGUGUUUCUCUGUGUGAUUCUGUGUUCAACAGAGAACGAGGAAGAUGAGCGGUGCUCAGGGAUCGCACUCACUGGCCUUCAGGGUUAUGCGACUCUGUAGGCCUUCAUUUCAAGUCGACCCUCCUCUCCUCCUCGAUCCGGCCGAUUUAUUCGCCGGCGAGGACAUUUUAGACGAUCCGGUGGCCGCUUCCCAACUCCCUCGUCUCCUUCAAGCCCAAUUUUCCAAAAAUUCCCACUCUGAUCUCAGCUACACUUCCAGAUUUCUUCUUCACGACAGCUCUGAUGCUACGGGCCUCACUGGCCUCCUCGUACUCCCUCAAGCUUUCGGGGCGAUUUAUUUGGGCGAGACUUUCUGUAGCUAUAUUAGUGUGAAUAAUAGCUCCAAUUUUGAAGUUAGGGAUGUUAUAAUCAAGGCAGAAAUUCAAACGGAAAGGCAGAGAAUUCUUCUUUUGGAUUCAUCAAAAUCCCCUGUUGAAACUAUACGUGCUGGGGGUCGUUACGAUUUCAUUGUCGAACACGAUGUGAAGGAACUUGGAGCGCACACGCUUGUUUGCACUGCAUUGUACAAUGAUGGUGAUGGUGAGCGUAAAUAUCUUCCACAGUUUUUCAAGUUCAUGGUUGCAAAUCCACUUUCGGUUAGAACAAAGGUCCGUGUUGUGAAGGAUAGUACAUUCUUAGAAGCUUGCAUUGAAAAUCAUACAAAAUCAAAUCUAUUUAUGGACCAAGUUGAUUUUGAGCCUUCACCGAACUGGAAUGCAGAGAUAAUAAAUGCUGACAAACGUUACUCUGAACAUAAAUCUACAACAAGAGAGAUAUUCAAGCCUCCCGUGUUGGUCAGAUCGGGUGGAGGAAUCCAUAAGUUUCUUUAUCAACUGAAAUUGUCGACACUUGGUCCUUCUCCGCUGAAAGUUGAGGGAAGUAAUAUUCUCGGUAAAUUUCAGAUAACAUGGCGUACAAAUAUGGGAGAACCUGGACGGCUACAAACACAACAGAUUUUGGGUUCUCCCAUUGCUCGCAAGGAGCUUGAAUUGCAUGUUGUUGAGAUGCCAGAUGUUAUCAGAUUGGAGAGGCCUUUUACGUUACAUAUGCGUCUCACAACACAGACUGAGAGGGAAUUGGGCCCUUUUGAGGUUUGGAUGUCGCAAAAUGGUUCAGAUGAUGAAAAAGUUGUUAUGGUUAAUGGUCUACAGAAAAUGGUCAUACCAAGAGUUGAGCCAUAUGGUUCCACAGAUUUCCACCUGAACCUCAUUGCCACUAAACCUGGAGUUCAGAGAAUCGCCGGCAUUAAAGUCCUUGACACAACGGAGAAGAAAGCUUAUGAUCACCCUUUGGCAGAUCUAGAGAUUUAUGUCGAUUUGGAAUGAACAACUUUGCUCGGGUUAGCUGAUUUGCUAUCUUUAAGAAGACAGUUCACUUCCUGCAUUAUUUACUUAAAACACUGAGAAGUAAACAUCCCAUGGUCUGCAUCAUUCCUGAAACUCAACAGCCCCAUGGAACGAACAAUCAAACCCGAGUGUUGUCGCCACCGCAUGCUCGGUAGAGACACUUAUGUUAUUCUGUUAUGAUUCUUUGGUAGAUUAUUGUAGAAAGAAUUCUUCCUUCAGGUCAGAAAGAAGCAAAUGGUUAUGUCUUAACAUGGAGCUCUCCUUGGUUUUGUUUCCUUGCAAUGAAGAAAUGGAUAAAUGCUUCAUUUAGCCGUA
Messenger RNA from Cucurbita pepo subsp. pepo (vegetable marrow), 1746 nucleotides. RefSeq lists its product as uncharacterized. Gene Ontology annotation, cellular component: TRAPPIII protein complex. NCBI's taxonomy places the organism in Eukaryota, Viridiplantae, Streptophyta, Magnoliopsida, Cucurbitales, Cucurbitaceae. The record is from RefSeq and is a predicted model, not a curated record.